AAACGGGACCAAAACGUUCUUAAGAACUGAUCUAUAUUUUGGAUGGAGAAAAUGGAUCUAGAUUCUUGCCCACCUAGACAUAUGCAAGUCAUUUGAAGCAAACGCACCCGAGAACGUGAAUUCGGAGAGAGGGCUGAGAGUAUGACUGCCUUACUCGGCGACGAUGGGCGGGGCUAUGAGCUGGCUCGGAAGCUGGAGAAUCACGGCGUCUGGCGCUCAUGGCUCGGUGAUUCACUCUACCCCACCUUCAUUCAUUUCCUUUCUUCGCCGGCUACAUGGGAUGCCUUCAUGCGAGCCGAUGACUCCAAAACUAGGGCUCAAAUCCAGCUCCAGCUCCGCGCUCGAGCUCUGCUCUUUGACAAAGCAUCAGUAUCUCUCUUCCUUCGCUCCGAUCAAUCUUCUUCUUCUUCUUCUUCCGCAAUUUCUAAGCUCAAUCCAAAUUAUUUGCAAUUACACGGAGAUGAUGUAUACUUCACCCUGGAUAGUUGUUCACAAGAUGCUGCUGGUGCUACUACAAGUUCUAUGUCAUCAGAGGUUCAACCUAGAUCAACUUUUGGUAUUGGAUCAAAAUAUGAGUCAGAAAUGGAUUCUACAUCCCAGUGGUUUAAGGCUGAGGAUUUACCGGUAACUUGGUAUGAUCAGUUCAUUGAUAAAUACAAAGCACACAAACCAUACAAGUUAUCAUUUGGGGAUAGGGAAGCAGAAAAAAGGACACCAGAGCUGAUGGCUGCUUAUCUUAGAGCUGUUGAGAAUCAUAAGAGGAGGAGGAUAGCUUUUAGAGGAGAUCAGCAAUCAAACUUGGGGUUGGAUGGAAGUACUGUACUUGAUCAUGAUGGAUCAUUUUUUCCUGAAAUAAUGUUUACCUUGAAUUGUGUUCCUGAUAAUGCAGUAUUGCAAUCAAGUGAAGUUCAGGAAACCAAGAAACUGGAGUUUAAAGGCAUCCUGGAUACAUUACCCCAAAUAAUGACAAAGAGUCCUAUUAUGAUUGAGAGGCUUGGCAUCAAGCCUGAGUACCUUAGUGUGGGACAAGGAGGGAAUCAAAGUCGUGGAAAGAAUGGGUUUGAAGGGAGCAAGAGAGUGCUUGGGGUAGAGCAAGCAUUAAAGGUAUCCCAAAAAGUGGUAGCUCGGACACUAGCAAAUAUUGGAUUUGAAGCUUCAUCACAAGCCCCAUUAGAAGUUAUGGGUCAAUUGCUAAGUUGCCAUAUUUCUAAAUUGGGGCGUAUCUUAAAACUCCUUGCCGAUAGCUAUAGAAAACAGUGUCCAGCCAUUGAUCUACUAAAGAUGUUCCUUCAAACAGCUGGACACAGUAAUCUCGGAGCCUUGGCUGAGCUUGUGAAGGAUAACAGUAGGAAUGUUAUCCAUCAACCUCCACAGCAACUGCAAGAAUUUCAGCCACAAAUGCAUCCUCAGCACCAAGCUCAAGUGCGGCAAUCCCAACAGAUACAGGGGCAAAUGCAUCCUCAGUUGCAGCAGAUGAUUCAAAAUAAUCCUCAAAACCUGGCAUCACAGCAACCGCAGCACUUGGAAAGAAUGCGUCGGCGGCAGCAGCCGACUCCUCGCCCUGCAGUUACCAUGGGUAUGAACUCAAAUAUGGAUAUUGAUAAGGAGAGGCCGCUGGCUGAAGUAAAACUUGAAAAUCCUAGUGAUUUCCCAAUCGGUAAUAAUAUUGCAAUGAGUGCAAGAAAUGCCCAGUUAAUAGAAAUGCAUUUUCGCCAGCAACAACUAGCAGCAAUGCAAUCUACACAUCCUCAAAGUGGAAACCAGUUUAGGCCAAUGACUAAUCCUCAAGUUCCGCAAGUUCAUUCACCGAAUAUGGGAAUGGUUAGGGCUCAACCGGUGAAGGUUGAAGGGUUUCUGGAGUUGAUGGGUGGGGAUCCUACAUCGAAGCAUGAUUUCGAAGAAAACAAGCUGACUUCUCCAAAGUAGCAUGCGACUAACACCGAAUUAUCAUCUAUGGGUAACUUAUUCUGUAUCUUUGCAAUGAUUCUUGCUCUUUUAGGAUCAAAACUGGAAAUGUGCAAUGAUAAAGUGGUUCUAUUUAGAGUGUCUGGUAUUGAUUCCGACUAUGGAAUAGAGAAUCAAUUGGGAACAUUUAGAUGACUUCCCAUAAGCCAUUGUAAGCUGAUUUUGUAAAAGAGAAAAAGACAAGAUACUCUGUACAUUAUUAUUAAGCCAUUGACAAAGUUGGU
Molecule: messenger RNA, 2189 nt
Organism: Cuscuta campestris
Lineage: Eukaryota; Viridiplantae; Streptophyta; Magnoliopsida; Solanales; Convolvulaceae
Source: the annotation of a GenBank genome assembly